GGGCACCGGCUGAGCUAGCAGGCACCCGCGGCGGAGGUGGCCAGGCCGCCCCCGGGGUGGGGGGGGGGCGAGCACGAAGGCGGGGGCUCUGGCCCGCCGCGCCCCCCAUGCCGCGGUGAGCACUCCCGCUCGGCGCGCUUGUCGCGGCGCCGCGCCAGCCCCCAGCUAGCCGGCUCUCCCCGCCCCGCCAGCCCGGGCCCUACCUGCGGCCGCCGUCGGGGGAGGGGGGUCCCCCCAGCUCUGCGGAGCCGCAUGAACAAUAGGCGGCGGCGGCUCCUGCGGGCGGCGGCAGCCCCGCACCCUAUGGAUCGGCCGCUCCAUGGAGCCCUCCAGAGCGCUUCUCGGCUGCCUGACGAGCGCCGCCGCUGCCGCCCCGCCGGGGGAGGACGGAGCGGGGGCCGGGGCCGAGGAGGAGGAGGACGAGGAGGAGGAGGCGGCGGCGGCCCCGGGGGAGCUGGGUCCCGAGGCACCGCUGCCCUACUGGACGGCGGUGUUCGAGUACGAGGCGGCGGGCGAGGACGAGCUGACCCUGCGGCUGGGCGACGUGGUGGAGGUGCUGUCCAAGGAUUCGCAGGUGUCCGGCGACGAGGGCUGGUGGACCGGGCAGCUGAACCAGCGGGUGGGCAUCUUCCCCAGCAACUACGUGACCCCGCGCAGCGCCUUCUCCAGCCGCUGCCAGCACGGCGGCGAGGACCCCAGCUGCUACCCGCCCAUCCAGUUGUUAGAGAUUGAUUUUGCGGAGCUAACCCUGGAAGAGAUUAUUGGCAGGGGCUUUGGGAAGGUCUAUCGUGCUUUCUGGAUAGGGGAUGAGGUUGCCGUGAAAGCAGCUCGCCAUGACCCCGAUGAGGACAUCAGCCAGACUAUAGAGAAUGUUCGCCAGGAGGCCAAGCUCUUCGCCAUGCUGAAGCACCCCAACAUCAUUGCCCUUAGGGGGGUGUGUCUGAAGGAACCCAACCUCUGCUUGGUCAUGGAGUUUGCACGUGGAGGGCCUUUGAAUAGAGUGUUAUCUGGGAAAAGGAUUCCCCCAGACAUCCUUGUGAACUGGGCUGUGCAGAUUGCCAGAGGGAUGAACUACUUUGAUGAGGCAAUUGUCCCCAUCAUCCACCGCGACCUUAAGUCCAGUAACAUAUUGAUCCUCCAGAAGGUGGAGAACGGAGACCUGAGCAACAAGAUUCUGAAGAUCACUGAUUUUGGCCUGGCUCGAGAAUGGCAUCGAACCACAAAGAUGAGCGCAGCAGGAACAUAUGCUUGGAUGGCACCCGAAGUCAUUCGUGCCUCCAUGUUUUCCAAAGGCAGUGACGUGUGGAGCUAUGGGGUGCUGCUUUGGGAGCUCCUGACUGGUGAGGUGCCCUUCCGAGGAAUCGAUGGCCUAGCCGUGGCUUAUGGAGUGGCCAUGAACAAGCUCGCCCUUCCCAUUCCUUCUACGUGCCCAGAACCUUUUGCCAAACUCAUGGAAGACUGCUGGAAUCCUGACCCUCAUUCACGACCAUCUUUCACAAAUAUCCUGGACCAGCUAACUACCAUAGAGGAGUCUGGCUUCUUUGAGAUGCCCAAGGACUCCUUCCACUGCCUGCAGGAUGACUGGAAACAUGAGAUUCAGGAGAUGUUUGACCAACUCAGGGCCAAAGAAAAGGAGCUCCGCACCUGGGAGGAGGAGCUGACGCGGGCCGCGCUCCAGCAGAAGACCCAGGAGGAGCUGCUGCGGCGCCGCGAGCAGGAACUGGCCGAGCGGGAGAUCGACAUCCUGGAGCGGGAGCUCAACAUCAUCAUCCACCAGCUGUGCCAGGAGAAGCCCCGGGUGAAGAAACGCAAGGGCAAGUUUAGGAAGAGCCGGCUGAAGCUCAAGGAUGGGAACCGCAUCAGCCUCCCUUCUGAUUUCCAGCACAAGUUCACGGUUCAGGCCUCCCCCACCAUGGAUAAAAGGAAGAGUCUCAUCAACAGCCGCUCCAGUCCUCCUGCGAGCCCCACCAUCAUUCCUCGCCUUCGAGCCAUCCAGUUGACACCAGGUGAAAACAGCAAAACCUGGGGCCGGGGCUCAGUCAUCCCGAAAGAGGAAGGGGAGGAGGAGGAGAAGAGGGCCCCGAAGAAGAAAGGACGGACGUGGGGGCCAAGUACGCUUGGUCAGAAGGAGCUCGCCUCAGGAGAUGAAGGAUCCCCUCAGAGACGUGAGAAAGCUAAUGGUUUAAGUACCCCAUCAGAAUCUCCACAUUUCCACCUGGGCCUCAAGUCCCUGGUAGAUGGAUACAAACAGUGGUCGUCCAGUGCCCCCAAUCUGGGGAAGGGCCCGAGGAGUAGCCCAGCCCUGCCAGGGUUCACCAGCCUUACGGAGAUGGAGGAUGAGGACAGCGAAGGCCCAAGGAGUGGGGAGAGUCGUCUGCAGCAUUCACCCAACCAGUCCUACCUCUGUAUCCCAUUCCCUCGUGGAGAGGAUGGAGAGGGCCCCUGCAGUGAUGGAGUCCACGAGGAGCCCACCCCCGUCAACUCAGCCACCAGUACCCCUCAGCUGACGCCCACCAACAGCCUCAAGCGGGGUGGCGGCCACCACCGCCGUUGUGAGGUGGCUCUGCUCGGCUGUGGGGCCGUUCUCGCGGCCACCGGCCUGGGGUUCGACCUGCUGGAAGCUGGCAAGUACCAGCUGCUUCCCCCGGAGGAGCCUGAGCCCCCAGCCCGGGAGGAGAAGAAGAGGCGUGAGGGUCUUUUCCAGAGGGCCAGCCGUCCUCGUCGGAGCACCAGCCCCCCAUCCCGGAAGCUCUUCAAGAAGGAGGAGCCCAUGCUGUUGCUGGGAGACCCCUCUGCCUCCCUAACGCUGCUUUCUCUAUCCUCCAUCUCCGAGUGCAACUCCACCCGCUCCCUGCUGCGUUCUGACAGCGAUGAGAUCGUGGUGUACGAGAUGCCCGUCAGUCCGGUCAAGGCCCCGCCCCUGAGCCCUUGCACCCACAACCCCCUGGUCAACGUCCGAGUGGAGCGCUUCAAACGAGACCCUAACCAAUCCCUGACUCCUACCCACGUCACCCUCACGGCCCCCACACAGCCCAGUGGCCACCGGCGGACUCCUUCUGAUGGGGCCCUCAAGCCAGUGGCUCUCCUAGCCAGCAGGAGCCCCUCCAGCAAUGGGCUGAGCCCCAGCCCCGGAGCAGGAAUGUUGAAAACCCCCAGCCCCAGCCGAGACCCAGGUGAAUUCCCCCGUCUCCCUGACCCCAAUGUGGUCUUUCCCCCAACCCCAAGGCGCUGGAACACACAGCAGGACUCCACCCUGGAGAGACCCAAGACCCUGGAGUUUUUGCCUCGGCCACGUCCUUCUGCCAACCGGCAACGGCUGGACCCUUGGUGGUUCGUGUCCCCCAGCCACGCCCGCAGCGCCUCCCCAGCCAACAGCUCCAGCACGGAGACGCCCAGCAACCUGGACUCCUGCCUUGCUAGCAGCAGCAGCACUGUGGAGGAGCGGCCUGGACUUCCCGCCUUGCUCCCGUUCCAGGCGGGGCCGCUGCCCCCCGCCGAGCGGACGCUUCUGGACCUGGACGCGGAGGGCCAGAGUCAGGACAGCACUGUGCCACUGUGCAGAGCUGAACUGAACACACACAGGCCUGCCCCUUAUGAGAUUCAGCAAGAGUUCUGGUCUUAGCAUGAAAAGGGUUGGGGGGCAGCCAAGGGGGAAGCAGGAGGAGAUUGGGGGAGCUGGCUGGCACAGCCCUUUCUCAGAGUUGGACCCCCUGAAAUCCAGCCCUACUUCUUGCACUGAUAAUGCACUUUGAAGAUGGAAGGGUGGAAGCGGGGCCACUUGAGAGGGUCCCCUGCCCUGCAGGGCCUUUCUGCCCACGUCCACCAGAAGGGGCUGUGGCCAUCAGCUCUGGCUGUGUAGGGGAGGGAGGGGUGCGUGCAUGUCCCCCAGCCUCCACACUCUUCCUCGCCUUUAGGGUGACCCCACAGGGUCGCUCAGCCUAAUCUGUCUGCUGCCCCCUCUCCUCGGCCCCCUGGGUGAGCCCAGAGCCUGUCCUGGAGUCCUUUUGUUAGCCCUGCCGUCCGCCUUCCCAAACACCAGUAUUGGAGGUUCUCUGAGUGAUUUUCUUCCUCUUCUACAUUCUUCCCCAACACCCAUGAGUCAGAAUCUCAGUUGAAGUGAGAUAGGAGUUUUUCCGGGUCCUCAGCCCUCAUGUGCCAGCUGGGGGACCGAAGGCGUGGGCGCAGGAGUGGACGGACCUGGCGGUGACCUGCCUGCGCUUCCAGGUGCCCCCUGAUUUAGUUGAGCCUCGCAGGGGUGAAGGGACCUGCCUCAGUGAGAACUGUGAGGGAAGGAGAAGGAGUCAGGAAACCCAGAGUCGAGUGGCAGCCAAGAGGGUCACAGAGUCUGUCCUUGUUCCUUUUGGAAACAUGCAAAUAAGGGCAGAAACCAGCACCUGUUGAUGGCAUCCAGCUCCCACCUGGGGUCUGGACAUGGCCAGACCCGUGUCUGCCACAAACAUGCUCAUCCCAGGGAUCGUUUCUUGGGAGGCACACUCCCCAGUGCCAGUCCUGGAACCAGAGACAAAGUUCCUGUGCUGGUCCAUUUUGUUGUCUGAUAUUUGUGUGUCACGCCCUUCCCUUGAUCUUUCCUCCCAUCCCUGGGAUCAGUGGGCUUUGGGUUAUGAGUUUGGUUGGUAGAAACUUUGCACUGCUCCAGAAGAGCAUAUCGGUGGGGGGCGGGCUGGGGGCUCCUGGGCACUGGGAGCUGGAACUGAGAGGAUUUCUUCUCAGUCAGGCCAUCCAUUCUGGGAUGCCCUUGAAGGAAAACGGAGCCUUAGUGGUACCUUCCGCAAACGGAUACGGUGAGGCCAUGAUGUUUGUAAGGUGCUUAGUGAGCCCCCAAUGUGACGCAAGCCCCAGGCUCUGCAGACUGACCACGGCCUCUUGUCUCUAUGCACAGGUGGCCCCUGAUGCUGGGCUCUGGAUCCUGAACUGGGUCAGAAGGAGAGCAGAGGCCAACCCCGACUUUUCUGGAAUUUGCUUCCUUAACUUGAAUGUUGAGUUGUUUCUGGAGCUUUCUCCUGUGUACCUUCACUUUUCCACUUACCCUGAGGCCUCCUGUAUUGAGUGUGAACAGUUUUCUUUGUGCGGGACACACUCAUAAGCCGGAUGGGGAGCACAGCCUUUGGUCAUGCUCCUCUCCCCUCCAGACUCUCCAAAUGUUGCUUCACUGUUCUCUAUCAUGGAAUAGUUCCCUGGAGAUGUUGCAGGACAGCCUGCAGCCUCCCUGCCUUUGCUGCCUGGGGGCCAGAAUGUGGGCAGCGACAUAGCUGGCUCAGGUGAUGCGUUUGGUUACUGCUCUGUCUCUCUCUCUAACUGAUAAAGUCCCAACCUGGGAAUGAAAAAAGGGGUGACCUUGGUUUUCAAAUGGCUCCUAAAACAAGGUGCAAGGGUGCCACCUCAUCUUGGGUGGGAGGCACUCUCAGUGUGUUGCCUUCUGGGGCUUUGCUGUUGUGGCUCAUCUCUCCUUUGCUUUGUGCAGGGAAGGCCGUAAGAGAGGAGUUUUGCCCCCAUCCCCUCACUCCUUGGCCAGAAGGGAAAUGUGAAUCUUAGCCGCAGUUCCAGCCAACCAGUGACUCCCCUUCAUUCUUUUUUUUUUUUUUUUAAAGAUUUUAUUUAUUUAUUUGACACAGAGAGAGAGAGAGGGAGAGAGCACAAGCAGGAGGAGCGGCAGGCAGAGGGAGAA
Messenger RNA from Zalophus californianus (California sea lion), 5686 nucleotides. It is a transcript of the gene MAP3K9, whose product is annotated as mitogen-activated protein kinase kinase kinase 9. Gene Ontology annotation, biological process: protein phosphorylation. Gene Ontology annotation, molecular function: JUN kinase kinase kinase activity; ATP binding; protein binding. Lineage: Eukaryota; Metazoa; Chordata; Mammalia; Carnivora; Otariidae. The record is from RefSeq and is a predicted model, not a curated record.